Messenger RNA from Caenorhabditis bovis, 387 nucleotides. The record is from the annotation of a GenBank genome assembly. Lineage: Eukaryota; Metazoa; Nematoda; Chromadorea; Rhabditida; Rhabditidae.
AUGAUGUUGAUGAUGCGCUCAAUUCUCGUCCUGUUGGUGUGCGUCGCCGUCGCCUCGCCAUGGGUGAUUUACCGCAAAAAUCAGAAGAAGAAGCUCAUUUGUCGGGAGGAAGCCGAAUGGAACGCGGCUUCGGCGUCGCCCAACUCCGCCACGGAACACAGCGAUUCGGCGGAGAGCAGCGAGCGAACGCCACGACGGUCUCGCCGCGACAUCGACGUCGAUCCGAUCCAUCGCGAGCCCAUCAUAUUUCUCGGCCCGCGCGGCAACAGCUCCGUCUUCAUCGACGACGGCGAUUUCGACAUCGUCUCCGAUCAUCUAUCAAAAAAAGAGCUCGAGUACGUCAAGAAGCGGAUAAUGGAGACGUGCAACGCGCUAAACUCGAACUAA